GAAGAAUGUAGCGCUCGCCAGGGAGGAACGGACAUCCUGCUCUUGGGUUAAGAUGCCUCGGUUACGAUGCCCAGGUUCCGGGCAGCCAGAUGCCAAAACAGACCUGGAGAAAGGCCUGGUCAUGGGUACGAAUGGAAGUAGUAUUAUUUCGAAACGGAGUGUGGAACAGCUAUACUAUCCCGAGCCGCAUUUUAUUCGGUACUUCGUGAAGAAGCGCCAGCGGCGGUCGCCAUUGAUCAAUCGAGGGUACUGGCUGCGUAUGUAUGCCAUUGAACAUACGGUGAAAGUGUUUCUUGAACGACCUUCCGAUCGACCAAAGGUCAUUAUAAAUUUCGGCUGCGGAUUUGAUCCAUUGCCCUUUCAAUUCCUCACCCAUGAUCCCGCACUAUGCCAAAAUGUCCGGUUUAUCGAUGUCGACUACCACAAGCUGAUGGUCGAGAAACGAAACACGAUACACAAAACCGCUGCACUUAGUAGCCUUAUCCCAGAUGCCGAGUAUCCAGCUGAAGAUGACGUCGUGCUCCUACGCAGCAGGCAGUACAUCGGCAUUGGUUGCGACCUGGUCGAGCUCUCAGAAUUGGAAAAGUCGCUGAGGUCUGAACUCGGCUCUCCUAGUGAUUUCUCUAUACUUUGCACCGCUGAAGUGUCUCUGACUUACAUGGAUGUCAAAUCUGCAGAUGCCCUCCUUCAGUGGGCAUCGACACUAAGCGAUGACACGAAUUUCUGUCUACUCGAGCAAUAUUUCCCCGAUGGACCUGGGCACCCUUUCUCGCAGACGAUGAUGAAUCAUUUCCAGAAACUAAGAACUCCGCUGUACUCCAUCCAUGAGUAUCCUUCGCUACGAAAACAAGAACAACGUUUUGUUGAUGCCGGCUGGAAAUACGCGAAUGCAAAGAGCUUAUGGGAGCUAUGGAGCGAUUCCCAAUUCUUGAACGAUCUACAGAGGGAAUCUCUCGACAAAUACGAAGCCUUUGACGAAUGGGAAGAAUUCGCCCUUUUCGCAUCCCAUUAUUUCCUACUUCUGGCCUCGACAAAACGUUCGAAAACUAAUGGUGAUUCUGAAGAGCCCACAAGAGAAACUGAUACUCAUGUCGAACAAUUAAGGCUGGUGCCGCAGUGUCCGCCCAGAUUUAAUGGUCAAAGGCGAUUUGGGUCCAUUGUUCCCAUCAAGAAGCACAUGGUUGGUUUGCACGGCGGAUUGGGGCUCCAAACCCGCCUCUCAUCAGCACAAGCUUACAGCGAAUCUGAGGUAAACCACUCGAUCCACGAUAUGCCCCCAACAAGUAUCGGGGCGCGAAUGUGUCAUUCUACGACCGUUUUUGGCGAACAAUGCCUCCUUACGGGUGGAAGAGCCUCGCCAACCAUGCCAUUAGGCGAUUGCUGGCUAAAGUCAAAUGGUAAAUGGAACCAGGUUGAUAGUCUUCCGAUUCCGUGCUUCCGGCAUUCUACAGUUGCUGUUGACCUAGGCCAAGGUAGCAAGCAUGUUCUACUCUACGGAGGCAAGUCAGCAACUGGCGAUACCUUGGGGCAAUUUCUCUUGUGGUCUGAACAAAGCGGAUGGAAUGAGAUAAACAUUAUUGGCCGAACCCCAAGAGCGCGAUUUGGCGCCUCGCUUAUCAGUAUUGACAACCAAACAGGGAUUAUGUUCGGCGGGAUGUCACAGGGGGGCGUAGUUCUGAAUGAUUUUUGGACCUGGCAGAUAUCUAGAUCCGACGAGGGUGAUAUCUCCCUCACGUUGGAAGAAUUGACAGAAAAACUUUCAACUAGAAUGCCGUUGUUCAGGUGGUUGGGGAGAUUCGGGUCAACGGCCAACCUGAUGGGAAACAAAAUUAUCGUCAGCGGCGGAAUAACUGUUGACGGCUCUGUUCCUCAAAAGUAUGAGAUCAUACUUUUGGAUAUAAGCUCACUGCGGUCUUUUAUGCAAGACCCGCUAUCACAUAGCGACAGCAUUUUGGCCGCAGCAGGCAUAGCAAUCGAUUCUGACGGCCCACGACCACUGCUUGUUGGUCAUUCCUCGUUUCCUGUAGCAGAGCGCAAAGUUCUGAUAGUCGGUGGCGGGGCAGUAUGCUUCUCCUUCGGAACUUACUGGAAUGGAGGAACAUGGCUUCUGCAAGACGCAACACCGAAUGCGGUUAAUGAAUGGCUUCCAGUUGAGCCAUCCAUCGAUUCAGAGCAAAGUCCAGCACGAACAAUAACAGCGACGCCACAGCCCGUUGUGACUAGUGCAGAUUCACUUGUUACAGUCUCGCGGGUAAAGAUAGCCAGUCCUCGAGAUUUUCGAACGAUUGUUGACAAGUCGAGGCCUGUGAUCCUAGAAGGGCUCGAUAUCGGGCCAUGCGUGGAGUCAUGGACUAAGGAAUAUCUCAGAAACGCAGUUGGACAUGACCGGAAGGUCGUUGUUCAUGAUUCGCGUUCGGAGCAUAUGGACUUUCAGACGAAAAACUUCACGUAUGUGACAAAGGAAUUUGGCACUUUCUUGAAUGAAGUGCAUGCGGGUUCUCGACAAUACCUGCGAGCGAUUUCAGCUCAGAAGCCUUCCGAAGAGCCUGCCAACCUUUCUACGGAUUUUCCUGGCCUUAAGGACGACUUCAGACUGCCACCCGAGCUGUCAUUGGUUUCGGAACAGGCUCAUAGCUCUCCACUAAGGAUAUCGGGGCCAGUGAUCUUAUGGCUGCACUACGAUGUUCUUGCCAAUGUUCUCUGCCAAGUGCGAGGCGAGAAGAAGCUGAUCUUGUAUCCCCCAUGGGACGUUUCGAAACUAGGAUUCGCCCCCGGCGCGUCAAGCUCCUCGAUCAACGUCUUCCAGAACACUUCAGAUAGCCAGCCCACAUCCCCGUACGGCACGACUCCGCACGAGGCAGUCAUGAAACCUGGAGACAUCCUCUUCCUCCCGCCACUCUGGCUCCACACAGCCUGCCCCACGGCCAGGGUCAGUGUGGCAGUCAACGUGUUUUUCCGCAGCCUCGUGCAGGGCUACGCACCCGGGCGGGAUGUGUACGGCAACCGCGAUCUACACGCCUACGAGAAAGGGCGCAAGGAUGUGGAGAAGAUUGCUCGUUCAUUUGAUCGGCUGCCCAGCGAUGUUGCCCGGUUCUAUCUUGAUCGGCUAGCCGACGAGCUCAGGCAGAAGGCGACCACGUGACCGUAUCCUACAUGCGGGAUGAAUAAACAAGCGGGUGGCUAGAGGGGGAUUGUGGGCAAAAAAAGAAAAAGGCAGGAUGACAUCCAUGUCAGACACGCAGGCCCUGGAUCCGAAACGGCUGAUACAUACCUGCUACAUGUGUCUAUUCGCUUCUUGUAUAUCGUGUCGAAUGAGACGGGGGAGUUACUAAACCAUCGCCUCUUCGAGGCCCCUUGAGCUAACGUAGUCUGGUCUUCUUCCUCAAGGACAUUUCUUGCGUUUUUCCUGUAGGCACAGAAGCAGCCAGCAGGGUUCCAAGGGGAGGGGGAAAAAGAGAGAGAGAGAGUGUGUGUGUGUCAAACCACCUUCAAGAAUGAUCCCCCUUCACUUUUUGACGCAGAAGGUCUGGACUCUCUCUCCCGUCCCAACGCCAAACAACCACCCGACAUCCCUCAUAGGUCACCUGCAAGAGCAUCCCGCAAACAAAGAAUGUGCCAGCCUAGAUUCUGAUCUCAUCCUGAUCAAGCACAUACACAAACAUGUGUACAUAUGUACAUACAUAUACUAGUCAGUCACAUCAGCGAAUAAAAAGCAUCUUUUUCCCCCUAAAAAAAGUAGGCCAGAUUCUUGAUCACGCAAGCCUCAAUUGACUACCAUCAUCAUGCCCUCCAUCCAUCCAAAAGCAGUGAACAAAAAUUCCAGGUUUUUUCUUUUCCUCUCCCCCGACUGCCUUCCUGCCUACUUACCUAUUCUUUCCUACUCCUGAGCUGUUUUUCCCACAUGACACGGAGCCAAGUCCGGGGUC
Molecule: messenger RNA, 3926 nt
Organism: Coccidioides immitis RS
Lineage: Eukaryota; Fungi; Ascomycota; Eurotiomycetes; Onygenales; Onygenaceae
Product: leucine carboxyl methyltransferase
Exons: 6
Coding region: 53-3142 (1029 amino acids)
Biological process (GO): tRNA methylation; wybutosine biosynthetic process
Molecular function (GO): protein binding; tRNA methyltransferase activity
Source: RefSeq, a predicted model, not a curated record